Phascolarctos cinereus (koala) is the source of this 3760-nucleotide messenger RNA. RefSeq names its product GIT ArfGAP 1 (gene GIT1). Gene Ontology annotation, molecular function: GTPase activator activity; small GTPase binding. Gene Ontology annotation, biological process: regulation of G protein-coupled receptor signaling pathway; brain development; regulation of ARF protein signal transduction. Gene Ontology annotation, cellular component: neuron projection; postsynapse; cytosol. NCBI's taxonomy places the organism in Eukaryota, Metazoa, Chordata, Mammalia, Diprotodontia, Phascolarctidae. The record is from RefSeq and is a predicted model, not a curated record.
CCUGCCUGCAGCCGACGCCCCCGCCCGGGCCCCCCAGCAGCCCCGCGCGCCCCCCACGCUGGCCCAGAGGGCUGCGGCCGCCUCGCCGCUGAGGAUGUCCCGGAAGGGGCCGCGGGCCGAGGUGUGUGCGGACUGCAGCGCCCCGGAUCCUGGUUGGGCCUCCAUCAACCGGGGGGUGCUGAUCUGUGAUGAGUGUUGUAGCGUCCACCGGAGCCUGGGCCGGCACAUCUCCAUCGUCAAACACCUCCGACACAGCUCCUGGCCUCCCACCUUGCUGCAGAUGGUACACACCCUUGCCAGCAAUGGGGCCAAUUCCAUCUGGGAGCAUUCCCUUUUGGAUCCUGCUCAGGUGCAGAGCGGACGGCGAAAGGCCAACCCUCAGGACAAAGUCCACCCCGUCAAGUCGGAAUUCAUCAGAGCCAAGUACCAGAUGUUGGCAUUUGUUCAUAAACUACCGUGUCGGGAUGACGAUGGCGUCACCGCCAAGGACCUCAGCAAGCAAUUACACUCCAGUGUAAGGACUGGCAAUCUGGAAACCUGUUUGCGCCUGCUGUCCCUGGGUGCCCAGGCUAACUUCUUCCAUCCCGAGAAGGGCACAACCCCUCUGCAUGUGGCGGCCAAGGCUGGGCAGACGCUUCAGGCGGAGCUGCUGGUGGUGUAUGGGGCUGACCCAGGGGCCCCUGACAUCAAUGGAAGGACUCCUAUUGACUAUGCCAGGCAGGCUGGGCACCAGGAGCUGGCAGAAAGGCUGGUAGAGUGCCAAUACGAGCUGACUGACCGUCUGGCUUUCUACCUAUGUGGACGUAAGCCGGAUCACAAGAAUGGGCAUUAUAUCAUCCCACAGAUGGCUGACAGCCUGGACCUCUCAGAGCUGGCAAAGGCAGCAAAGAAGAAACUUCAAGCCCUGAGCAACCGACUGUUUGAAGAGCUGGCCAUGGACGUCUAUGAUGAGGUUGAUCGAAGAGAGAAUGAUGCAGUGUGGCUGGCCACCCAGAACCACAGCACCCUGGUGACGGAGCGAAGCGCGGUCCCUUUCCUCCCAGUCAACCCAGAGUACUCAGCCACUCGAAACCAGGGGAGACAGAAGCUUGCCCGCUUCAAUGCCCGGGAGUUUGCCACCCUGAUCAUUGACAUCCUCAGCGAGGCCAAGCGAAGACAGCAGGGCAAAAGCUUGAGCAGUCCAACAGACAACCUUGACUACUCCCAGCGCAGCCAGAGUGACUUGGACGACCAGCACGAUUACGACAGUGUGGCCUCCGACGAGGACACAGACCAGGAGCCCCUGCGCAGUGCCGGUGCCACCCGCAACAACCGUGCCAGGAGCAUGGACUCCUCAGACCUGUCAGAUGGGGCAGUUACUCUGCAGGAGUACUUGGAGCUCAAGAAGGCACUGGCCACCUCAGAGGCCAAAGUGCAGCAGCUGAUGAAGGUCAACAGUAGCCUGAGUGACGAGCUGCGGAGGCUGCAGAGAGAGAUCCACAAGCUUCAGUCUGAGAACUCACAGAUCCGGCAGCAGUCAGGCCCUGCCCCGACAGCCCCCGUGCCCAGUGAGCGAGCAGAGCACGCGCACGGAGGUGCAAGUGUGGCUGCCCACCGCCGGGAUCGCCAGGCCUUCUCCAUGUAUGAGCCAGGCUCUGCCCUUAAGCCUUUUGGGGCCCAGCCCGGUGACGAGCUUGCCUCUCGGCUCCAGCCCUUCCACGGCAGUGAGCUGGAGGACGAUUCUGUGUACUCCGUCCACGUCCCUACGGGCCUCUACCGGAUCCGCAAGGGUGUCUCGGCCUCAUCUGUACCUUUCCCGCCUUCUUCCCCACUGAUGUCCGGCACGCAGGACGGAGGCCGCCACAUGAGCAAACUCUCCCGCCAUGGCAGUGGGGCUGACAGUGACUAUGAUAACACUCAGAGUGGGGAACCGCUGCUUGGGCUGGAAGGAAAACGCUUCUUGGAUCUGGGAAAAGAUGAAGAUUUUCACUCUGAAUUGGAGAGCCUGGAUGGAGAGCUGGACCCUGGCCUACCCAGCACAGAGGAUGUCAUCUUGAAAACAGAGCAGGUCACCAAGAAUAUCCAGGAGUUACUGCGGGCUGCCCAGGAGUUCAAGCAUGACAGCUUCGUGCCCUGUUCAGAGAAGAUUCACGUGGCAGUGACGGAGAUGGCCUCACUCUUCCCGAAGAGACCCUCUCUGGAGCCCGUGCGCAGCUCCCUCCGACUUCUCAACGCCAGCGCGUGCAGGCUGCAGAGCGAAUGCCGCAAGACGGCGCCCCCUGACCCCGGCGCCCCCGUGGACUUCCAGCUGCUCACGCAGCAGGUGAUUCAGUGCGCCUACGACAUCGCCAAGGCGGCCAAGCAGCUGGUGACCAUCACCACUAGAGAGAAGAAGCAGUGACCGCCUCCCGCCCUCCCCGAGGGGCCCUCCCUGCCUCUCCCUCCCCGGCCACACUCGCUCCUCCCCACCCGAGCAGCCGCUGGCACAAGUGCCCUUAGAGCUGGUGUGCUUGCCUUGGGGUCCGACACUCCCUCAUUCCCCCCUCCCAGGAAGGCCUGGGGGGUGAGGAGGGUGGCAAGGGACUCUUUGCCCACUGGAAGGGAGGUGGGACUCAGGGACAGAGUCUGAGCAGGGGGCCCAGCCCCCCCCUCCCAAUUGUAAAUAAGACCUUUCCCUAGCAGAGUUCCGGGGUGGGGGUGAGGACGUGAGGACUGCUCCCUCCGGCUCCCGGCCCCCUCCUUCCCCAGCUUCCUUAGGCUCCUUCGGCAAAGGAUCAGGGGGAAGGGCCACUCCAUGCUGGGGCCCGCUCCCCACACACGCACACCCACCCCCAUGAGCCAGUUUAGUCCUCCCGUGGACUGAGCGGGGGGCAUUCCCCCCACCUUGUACAUAGUCUUAGUGGAUAUCCCCUUCCCUGUAGCCACCAGCCCCUCAGCUGCUCUCUCUCUCUCUCUCUCUCUCUCUAAUGCCAAACGGCCCCUGCCCCUGGUGUGGGCUCAGCUCCUGCCUGGGGGCUCCCAGCAGCAAACACUGGAAAUUGUUUUUCUUAAUUUUAACUUUGUGGUAACUGAGUGUCCCUGUGUGCCUGAGUGUGAGUGAGUGGGCGGCGGUGCCGUCCUGCAAGCCUGCUCCCUUUGGGAUUUUGGAGUUUUCGAUUGGGGUCGGGGGGGAAGGAAGGGGACCAAAUGAGGACAGAGAUGGAGAUGACACUACCCUGGAACCUCCCUCUUCCCUGCCCUGGGCAGAGCCUGCCAACUUGAUGAGCUGUGGUUAUACCAGCUACGAUCCCCAGCCCCAUACCCCUUUGUCACCCUACUCUCCCCCCCCCCCAGCAUCCCUUUCUGUGAAGAGGAGCUGAAAUGCCCUGCCCCACUUCACUUGGGAGGCCGGAGGAGGAUGUCUGAAUGACUCUGCCUUGCCAGAAGAGUGAAGGACCCUAAGCCUGGGGCUGGCUCCCCCGGGGUCCCUAACCCAUCUGCUCGGCCAAAGUCCUUGCCAUCUCAGUCCCUUCACAAGCCCCUAACCAUCCUGAGGGCCCAGUGUGGGGCGCAGGAUCCAAAGUUUUGGGCACCUGGUCCCCCCCUGGGCACCUGCCCCUUGCCAGGGCUCUAGAGGCAUGCCAUAUUGUCCUAGCAGGGUGGAGAUUCUCCAGCUCCUCUCCUUCCUCACCCCAAACACUCCACCCCAUUUGGGGCUGGCCAUGUCUGUGUGGUGGUGGGUGGGCUGACUGUCAGAUGUGUGUCAUGUACAUUUGUAUCAAAAAUAAAUAAGUGACCAUUC